Bubalus bubalis (water buffalo) is the source of this 2515-nucleotide messenger RNA. Its product is annotated as zinc finger protein 548. The coding region runs from base 634 to 2379 and encodes 581 amino acids. Gene Ontology annotation, molecular function: DNA-binding transcription repressor activity, RNA polymerase II-specific. The transcript has 4 exons. Lineage: Eukaryota; Metazoa; Chordata; Mammalia; Artiodactyla; Bovidae. Gene Ontology annotation, biological process: negative regulation of transcription by RNA polymerase II. The record is from RefSeq and is a predicted model, not a curated record.
CGUGAGUCUCAGUGAACUCAGGGAGUUGGUGAUGGACAGGGAGGCCUGGCGUGCUGCGAUUCAUGGGGUCGCAAAGAGUCGGACACGACGAGCGAGUGAACUGACCUGAAACUUUCUGUGAAUUUCCUAGACUGCUCUAUAGAAAUCAGAGUACAUCCCUUGUAAAAGCAAGCGAAACCCCGCCCCAUCGUUGGAGCCUGAGAGCUUGGUUUCCCUCAGCUUGUGGAAAAAAAGGGAAGUGAGUUCUGCUCUGACCAGAGGCAAGUGUGGGGGCAGCAGAAACUACAUCACCCAGAAGUCUGUGCGGUGCGAGGCGGCUGUGACUGAGCCAGUGAAAGCUUAGGAGAGGCGGGCGUAUGUGCGUGCGCACUGCGUUAGGGCGGGACUUCCGGCGUUUUCUCUCGUAGUCUUUUGGAGGCUCUUCGGCUGUUCACCAGCUACGGGCCUUACCUUAGCCUGCUGAGGGGUGAGGUUACCUAACGGAAAAGCGGGAGGAGACAAGUUGUCCCCGCUAUUCAGAAUCGGCCCUUUGAGCCCGUAGUUGUCGGCGGUGUCCUCCUACCUGCCCCACUCGCCGCAUCUCCUGGCCCAGCUCUUCCCUCCGGCCAGUGACCGAGGUCGGCGCAGGGCCCCAUGGCAGUGGUAGAGAUGCUCAUGAGUCCUGUACAGGACUGUGUGGUCUUCGAGGACGUGGCUGUAUAUUUCUCCCAGGAGGAGUGGGGCCUCCUUGAUGAAACUCAGAAACACUUGUACCAUGCUGUGAUGACAGAGAACUUGGCACUCGUGACCUCCCUGGGUUGUUGUCAUGGAGCCCAAGGUGAGGAGGCCUCUUCUGAGCAAGGUGUUUCUGUAGAGAUGUCAGAGGUCAGGACUGCAAAGCCAGAUCCAUCCUCCAGGAAGGCCCAGUCCAGUGACAUGUGUGGCCCACUCUCCAGAGACCUUUUACCCCUGCCUGAGCAUGACAGAAUGUACCCUGAUGAAGGACUGUACAUUUGUGGAGCAGACCUUUUCCAGCACCAGAAGGAGAGUAGAGACAAACUUUGCAGAAGGGCUGAGGGGCAGCCUUCAUUUGUGACCAACAGCAGUGUUCACACAGGAGAGAGGACCUUGACCUGCAGCAGAGAUGGGAAGCCCUUCCCAGGCAGCACAGGCCUUCUGCAGCAGCUGGCCCCUCGUGGUGUGGGGCAGCCACAUGGGGACACUGAGUGCCAGGAGGCCUUUGGUCAUGAACAAAGUGGUUACAGGUGCACUCAGUGUGGGAAAGCCUUCAGCCGAAAACAGAUACUUGUUGAGCACCAAAAAAUCCACACUGGAGUAAGGCCUCAUGAGUGCAGCAUAUGCGGGAUGGCCUUCAUUAGAAAAUUUCACCUUGUUCAGCACCAGAGAAUCCACACUGGAGAAAGACCUUUUCGGUGUGGUGAAUGUGGGAAAUGUUUUAGGUACAACUCCACGCUCAUGAGUCAUCAGCGAGUUCACACUGGAUUAAGGCCUUAUGAGUGCAGCAAAUGUGGGGAAUUCUUCAAGUACAAUGCCAACUUCAUGAAACAUCAGAGAAAGCACAAUGGAGAAAGGCCUUUUGAGUGCAGAGAAUGUGGAAAAUUCUUUAGGUAUAACUAUAGACUGAUAAGACAUGGGAGAGUUCACACUGGAGAAACUCCUUAUAAGUGCAUUGAAUGUGGGAAGUUUUUCAGGUACAGCUCCACAUUCAUUAGACAUCAGAGAGUUCAUACUGCAGAAAAGCCUUAUAAGUGUAAUGAAUGUGGGAAAUUCUUUAGGUACAAUUCCACACUCAUUAAACACCAGAGAGUUCAUACCGGAGAAAGGCCUUACGAGUGCAGUGAAUGUGGAAAAUUUUUUAGGUACACGUCCACCCUCAUUAGACAUCAGAGAGUUCAUACUGUAGAAAGGCCUUAUGAGUGCAGCUUGUGUGGGGAAUACUUUAAGUACAAAGCCAAACUUAUUAAACAUUGGCAAAAUCACACCGGAGAAAGGCCUUAUGAGUGCAGUGAAUGUGGGAAGGCCUUUAGGUACCACUGCAGACUCAUUAGACAUAAGAGAGUUCACAGUGGAGAGCGGCCUUAUGAGUGCAGUGAAUGUGGGAAACUCUUUCGGUACAACUCCAACCUCAUUAAACAUUGGAGAAAUCACACUGGAGAGAGGCCUUACGAGUGCAGAGAAUGUGGGAAAGCCUUUAGCCACAAGCACAUACUUGUUGAGCACCAGAAGAUCCACACUGGAGAAAGAGCUUACGAGUGCAGCACAUGUCACAAAGCCUUCAUUCGGAAGUCCCACCUUGCUCAUCACCAGAAGAUUCACACCGAAGACACUACGAGCGCUGUGAAUGUGGGCAGCUCUUUAGAUACAACUCCAACCUCAUGAAGCGGAGAGUUCAGUGGUAGAGACCUUAUGAAGGGGCCUGCUGUAUAGCACAGGAAACUAUAUUCAAUACCGUGUAAUAAGUUAUAAUGGAAAAGAAUCUGGGAAAGAAUUUUAUAUAUAAACUGAAUCACUUUUA